AUGAUCAAGUCUGAAGCCCGGCUUCUUUGCCUUCUGCUGCUUCUCAGCUGCCUCUCGCUGCUGCUUUACCCCAGCCUGUUUGACCCAAAGCCCGGCCCGCCACAGCCCUGUCCGCACACUCCUCAGAAAAACAUCAGCAUCCUCCUCUGGCACUGGCCGUUUGGCCAGUCUUACAGCCUGAAAGGGGACAAAUGUCUCACAGCGUACAACAUCAGCCACUGCUUCCUGACGGACGACACUGAUGCUCUUCCCUCGGCGGAUGUGGUGGUGUUCCACCAUCAGGAGCUGAGCAGGGGGGCCUCUGCCCUCCCUCGCCAUCGCUCGGCCUGGCAGAGAUGGGUGUGGAUGUCCCUGGAGCCUCCUGUCAACAACGCCAAUCUGCGCCAGCUCAACGGCGUCUUCAACUGGACUAUGAGCUACAGGCGGGAUGCAGACAUCCCCGUCCCGUACGGGGUAACGGUGCCAGGAGUACAAAGGUUAAACGUCCAAGCUGCAACGAACCGCUCUUAUUUCGCCUGCUGGCUGGUCAGCAAAUACAGGCCCAGUCAGGCACGGGCCGGUGUUUACCAGAGUCUGAAGAGGGAAAUCCCCAUUGAAGUGUUUGGAAGGUGGAAGAAGAAUCCACUGCCAGACCACAUGCUGCUCCCCACCAUCUCCAAGUGUCUGUUCUAUCUGGCCUUUGAGAACUCAGAGGCAAGGGAUUACAUCAGCGAGAAGCUGUGGAGGAAUGCCUUCCAAUCAGGAGCCAUUCCUGUCGUCCUGGGCCCCAGCAGGGCCACCUAUGAGGCUGUGGCCCCACCCCACUCCUUCAUCCACGUGUCCGACUUCAGGAGCACAGCUGAGCUGGCCACAUAUCUGAAGCACGUGGCCGCUGACCGGCAGGUCUACGAGGGGUACCUGCAGUGGCAUCACACUCACAGCAUCAAGACCCUCACCGACUGGAGGGAGCGGCUGUGUCAGAUCUGUGCACGUUACCCCAGCCUGCCAGCCAGCAAGGUCUACCAGGACCUGGAGGGCUGGGUUCACAGCUAG
Oryzias latipes (Japanese medaka) is the source of this 1032-nucleotide messenger RNA. RefSeq names its product fucosyltransferase 7. NCBI's taxonomy places the organism in Eukaryota, Metazoa, Chordata, Actinopteri, Beloniformes, Adrianichthyidae. Gene Ontology annotation, cellular component: membrane. Gene Ontology annotation, molecular function: alpha-(1->3)-fucosyltransferase activity. The record is from RefSeq and is marked provisional.